Adelges cooleyi (spruce gall adelgid) is the source of this 975-nucleotide messenger RNA. RefSeq lists its product as uncharacterized. The record is from RefSeq and is a predicted model, not a curated record. NCBI's taxonomy places the organism in Eukaryota, Metazoa, Arthropoda, Insecta, Hemiptera, Adelgidae. Bases 152 to 892 code for a protein of 246 amino acids. Gene Ontology annotation, molecular function: RNA binding. Gene Ontology annotation, biological process: maturation of LSU-rRNA from tricistronic rRNA transcript (SSU-rRNA, 5.8S rRNA, LSU-rRNA). Gene Ontology annotation, cellular component: nucleolus. The transcript is spliced from 5 exons.
UCAAAUAAAAAACAUUUUACAUUUCUCUUAAAUCUCAAUGCUUCUAAUAAAGUUAUUUUGAUUUCAGUUUAAAAGUUUAAAUUUAAAUUAAUCAAUUUGAAAACAUCUCAUCCAAGUAAUUGCGUUUAAGGACAUUAAAAUUCAUUAAAUCAUGUUUAAAACAGGCUUUAUCAAGCUUAACAAAAAUGUUGAGGUAAAAGAACAGAAACCAAAGACAACCCACGAAAGGGGUGUCGUAUACCUGGGACAUAUUCCCCAUGGUUUUUAUGAAAAUGAAAUGAAACAAUAUUUCUCACAGUUUGGUGAAGUCACAAAUAUAAAUUUACCAAAGAGCAAGAAAACAGGAAGAGCUCGUGGAUUUGGAUUUGUAGAAUUUGAGUUCCCAGAAGUUGCUAAAGUCGUAGCAGAAACAAUGAAUAACUAUUUAAUGCACAAAAAAAUUAUUAAAGCUAAAUAUCUAUCACCUGAUGAAAUCAGAAAGACCACUUUUAGAUAUUGCAACAAAAAGUCAAUACCAUUAGUAAUUAAAAACAGAUCUAUUCAGAGAAAAAUAAUGGAAAGACCUUUAGAUCCAGAACGUGAAGAAAAAAGUAAAAUGGCUUUAGAAAAACGAUUGAAAGCAUUUAAGAAAAAAUUAAACAAUAAAGGAAUUUCUUAUGAAAUACAAAUGUUCAAUCCUGAAACACCGAAGCAAUCAAAUAAAAUGUCUAAGAAGAAAGGUAUUGAAAAGAUUGUUCAUUCAGUUGUUAGUUUACCUACUGCUACUGUUUCAAAAUCAUCAGAAGAUAUGGAAAUCGACAGUAAGAAAACAAAAACAACAUCAAAAUCACAAAAUUUCAUAAACACUAGUACAAAAGACACUAAAAGAAGAUCGUUAAGGAAAAAAUUGUAACUUUUAUUUAUGUUCAUGUAACUGUAAACAUGACUUAAUGAAAAUAUAUAUUCGGUAUUGCUUAUAUAACUUGUUUAUUCUUU